This is a messenger RNA of Lotus japonicus, 597 nucleotides long. RefSeq lists its product as uncharacterized. The record is from RefSeq and is a predicted model, not a curated record. The transcript has 3 exons. Bases 82 to 597 code for a protein of 171 amino acids. NCBI's taxonomy places the organism in Eukaryota, Viridiplantae, Streptophyta, Magnoliopsida, Fabales, Fabaceae. Gene Ontology annotation, molecular function: DNA binding.
GUACUUGCUGCUGAGAUUGACACAAUUUCUCCUCCAGAGCUUGUGAAACAGUUUGAGCAAGUCCUAGCUGAAAAAUCUCAGAUGUCGUCACCAAGUAACCAGAUGGAUUCCGAGUUCCAAGAAACUAUGCAAGAUUCAAUAUUUUCUACACCAGUUACUAACACUGGAGUUGAUGUUACAUUCCCACCACAUCCUAGCACAUCAACUGGCAAAAGGAAACAACCCUCAGAAGUGUGGCUCCACUUUUCACAACAACCUAAUGAUAAGAGAAGGGCUGCGUGUAACUACUGUGGUACUCUCAUUAGUAGGAAUGGAACAAGUACUAUGCGGACCCAUUUGACGAGAUGCUUGCAAUAUCCAGGCAGUGAAAAAAAUAAGAGAAGAAAAGAUGGUCCAUUUCCGCAGGCUGCAGAAGGACAAGUAGGAAGUGGCAUUGUUUCUUCGCCUACGGUCUUUAAGUUUGACCAAGAUAUAUGCCGAACAGAACUUGUGAGGAUGUUUAUUGCUGCUGAGCUUCCAUUCCGGUUUGUCGAAAAUGAAGCCUUUCGCCAGUUUCUAAGUGUUCUACAACCGCGAUUUGUUGUCAUUUCACGUUGA